This is a messenger RNA of Diabrotica balteata, 3252 nucleotides long. NCBI's taxonomy places the organism in Eukaryota, Metazoa, Arthropoda, Insecta, Coleoptera, Chrysomelidae. The record is from the annotation of a GenBank genome assembly.
GUACUGGCAACGUUGUGUAUUGCCGACAUAGUUUUGUGACGGUUCUGAGAGAAGCGGCGGCUUGAGUUGAUGGUGCCUUUUACGCAAAGUGUAAAAGAACAAUAAUUAAAUUUUUGUGAUUCUACGCAUUUUUUUGUUUUUAAACUCAUUUAUAUGCUAUGGCUUCAAACGGAAUAACGCAAGAAGAACGAGAAGAAAUCAAAGAAAGGUUCUGUGAGAUUGACAAAAACGGAGAUGGGCACAUAGACUUAAAGGAACUAAGAGAAGCUUUAGAAUUAUGUGGUCUGAAGAUAGCUGGUUACCAAUCACGCCUUAUCGAAGAGGAGUUCAAAAAUUCCAAUAAAUCAAAAAUAAACGGUAAACUGACAUUUGAUGAAUUCGAAAAACUUAUCUGUGAUCUCAAGGCUAAUGAAGUAGCUAACACAUUCCGAACUGCUGUAUCAAAAAGAGAAAACCUGCAGCAUCUUGGAGGGACUUCUGAAGCGUCGAACGAAGGUACAACCCAUUCAGUCAGAGUUGAAGAACAAUUAGCGUUUUCUGACUGGAUCAAUUCAAACUUACAACAUGAUCCUGACUUAAGAAAACUCUUGCCGAUUGACUCAGAAGGUAGAAACCUCUACGAGAAAGUUAAGGAUGGUAUUUUGCUGUGCAAAGUAAUAAACCAUUCAUGUCCAGAUACAAUUGACGAAAGAGCAAUAAACAAAGAAAAACUGACACUAUACACAAAACUGGAAAACCUCACACUCGCCUUAUCUUCUGCCUCUGCAAUUGGUUGUAACGUUAUUAACAUAGACGCACACAACUUGUCAAAAGGAACACCUCACUUAGUAUUAGGACUUCUUUGGCAAAUAAUCAGAAUAGGUCUUUUUAACCAGAUCACAUUAGAGCAUUGCCCAGGAUUGACGACCUUGCUCUCUGAUGAUGAAAAGAUUGACGAUUUGAUGAAAUUAUCUCCAGAAGCUAUCUUGUUGCGAUGGGUGAAUUACCAUUUAGAAAGGGCUGGAACACAUCGUCGUGUUACCAAUUUCCAGAGCGAUAUUGUAGAUUCUGAAGUUUACACUCAUCUUCUUAAACAGAUUGCUCCUGCAGAUAUUGAUGUUACUACUGAAGCUCUCUAUGAAAAGGAUUUAAUCAGCAGAGCCGAGAUUAUGUUACAGCAGGCUGCUAAACUAAAAUGCAGAGCUUUCGUUACUCCUCAGGAUGUCGUCAACGGAGUUUACAAGUUAAAUUUAGCCUUCGUGGCUAAUUUAUUCAAUAACCAUCCAGCUUUACAUCAAAAUGGAACCGACGGGUUCGAAACCAUUGAAGAAACGAGAGAGGAACGAACUUAUAGGAACUGGAUAAAUUCCAUGGGAGUAUCACCUCACGUCAACUGGCUAUAUUCAGAUCUUGCUGAUGGAUUAAUCGUCUUCCAAUUGUAUGAUAUAAUUAAACCUGGAACCGUGAAAUGGAACAGAGUGCAUCGCAAGUUCACUAAUGAGAGAAAGAAGUUCAUGGAGAAAUUAGAAAACUGCAACUAUUGCCGUCGAACUUGGCAAGGAGAUUAAAUUCUCUCUUGUCGGUAUUGGAGGACAAGAUAUUAAUGAAGGCAACAUUACAUUGACUUUAGCCUUAAUAUGGCAAUUGAUGAGAGCUUACACAUUGUCAAUUCUCUCCCAAUUAGCAGAUUCUGGUAGUCCCAUCGUAGAAAAAGAAAUUGUAAAUUGGGUUAACAAUAAACUAAGCGGUGCUGGAAAGAAGUCUUCCAUUCGUAAUUUUCUAGAUUCUUCCAUAUCUGAUGGGAAAGUUGUAAUUGACCUCAUCGAUGCUAUUAAACCUGGUGCUAUCAACUAUGAUUUGGUUAAGCAGGGAACGACUGAAGAGGAAAAACUGGCGAAUGCUAAAUACGCCAUCUCCAUGUCCCGUAAAGCUGGAGCAAGAGUAUAUGCUCUUCCUGAAGACAUUACAGAAGUUAAACCUAAGAUGGUAAUGACAGUAUUCGCUUGUUUGAUGGCCCUUGACUAUUUACCCAAUAUGGACAGCGCCAGACAGUAAUAUGUUGAUUAAUUUUACACACGUUUAGAUUUCACCAUUUGUCGUCACCUUACUAAAGAAAUCAGGUUACCAUUUCAGUUUAUCUACACUAUUGUGUAGUUUUUCUUUCUUUAUAAGUGCAUGAUCUUUUAUAGCAUAUAAAUUGAAAGAAUUUGCUCUGACCUAACAAAUAUCAAAGUAAAAAAACAUGUUGACGUCGAUAGAAAGGUGAAAGAUCUACUCAAAUUGCGUUUUAUUUAGUUUUAUUUACUAAUAUAUACUUUUUAAUCAAAAAGAUAAAGGAGGUUUCUAAGGUUUAAUAUAUUAUCAACUUUUUAUUUAUUUCUUAUAUUCGAUUUAUUUUACUAUAUUUUUUCAUUUAUAUUUAUAUACCAUUUUCCUGAAGGACCCGACACUGAUGUCAUCUGCCGAGGAAUGCAUCAAGUACUGAAGUUACGGGGGUUACUGGUCAAAUAUUUUCAAUAGUCAAUAAUAUUUAUUUAUUUAAGAGGAUUUAUGAUAAGCACUAAUUGUAAAAAUACCAAAAAACGUGUCUGUUUUUGCGGUAUAAAAUUAUCGUUUGUAAUAUCUGUACCCUGGAAUCAAAAAUUGGUCAACUCCAUUUUUACAACAAUGGAGAUAAUCACGUAUGUAUAAAGCCAUUAAUUCAUUGUUGGUUCUUUUCUCCCAACCAUCUUCUCUCUUCCGUCCUCCGAAUAUGCGUCUCAAUAUUUUCCUUUCUCAUCUUUCCAGAGUAUCCUCUUCCUUCUUAUUUAAUGUCCAUGUCUCACCGGCAUAUGUUACUGUGGUUCGAAUUACUGUUUUAUAUAUUCUGAGUUUACCUUGUCUAGAAACGUAUUUUGAGUUCAGUAGGGCUCUUAAACUACCUAAUUUUUUAUUCCCUUUUGCUAUUCUGGCUUCGAGCUCCCAUUUCUCUUUUCCAUCCCAUCCCGAUCCCAUAAAUCAAUCUGAUAUGUGACCCUGCCAAGCAAUUUCACACUUAAGAGUUAUUUAAUGUCAUUUUUACUAGCCGGAUCAGUUUCUUUGGUAUACCCAAAUGUUCCAUUGCUCGAUACAUUUUGACUCUAUCGACUCAUCAUAUGCCUGUCUAAAGUCCACAAACAAAACAUGCAGGGGAACUUUGCCUUCAUAACAAGUCGUUUGUAUCUCCUUUAAUGAGAAGAUUUGGUCUACGGUAGAUCUGUUCUUUCUAAAGCCGGCCUGAUAUUCAUGCAGGAU